Messenger RNA from Actinia tenebrosa (Australian red waratah sea anemone), 1032 nucleotides. RefSeq lists its product as uncharacterized. Gene Ontology annotation, molecular function: nucleic acid binding. NCBI's taxonomy places the organism in Eukaryota, Metazoa, Cnidaria, Anthozoa, Actiniaria, Actiniidae. The record is from RefSeq and is a predicted model, not a curated record.
AUUUGCGGAUGAGAAGCGUACUGCUAUAUGGCUUAAACCACAGUAAAGGUGACAUUGCUGUUCGCCUUGGCAUGUCUUCAAGGUCCGUGUUACGUUUCGCCCGACGAUAUUACGAGAGACGAAAUGUUUGUGCUGACAAACCAGGAAGACCUGCUGGUUUGUGUUCGCUAUCGCAACAAGAACAAGCCGUUUUGAUGCAAGAAUUGUUAGGACACCCAGAAAAAAACUCUAUCUGAGCUCUGUAGACACGUUGAAGUAGUAUGUGGUGCCAGGCUUCCUGUUUCUACUUUACACGACUAUUUUAGAAGAAAUGGCAUCACACGCAAAAUGCUCAAAAGAAUUCCUUAUCAAAGAUGCGAAGAAGAUUGAAUAAACUAUUGGUCUGUGGUAUCACAAUUCAAUCCUGCGAUGUUUGUGUUCCUUGACGAGAGUGGAUUUGUAAGUUCUCUUUUCAGAAACUCAUUUUGUUAUACCUUUUUAACUGAUCUCCGCACUGGGGUUAUAACAAAUGUUUCUGCAUUACAGGAUAAACGAAUUUCGAGACGCUUUGGAUACAGUUUUCGAGGCUAUCGAGCUCAAACACAAAGAUGGUAUGGCAAUUGGGGUCCCAGGAUUACUGCUAUCCCUGUCAUCUGCACGGAAGGAAUAAUAGACUUGAGUAUCCGCCGCGGGAAUACCAAUGAAGAGAAAUUUCUUGAAUUUGUGAAUGAAAACCUUAUUCCUAAUCUACAGCCGUUUGAUGGGAUUAAUCCUCGCUCUGUGGUCGUAAUGGAUAAUGCUAAAAUUCACCGCUGUCGUCGUGUAGUUCAAGCUAUAAAUGCUAGUGGCGCUCUUGUGGUAUUCUUGCCAUCUUACAGUCYUGACUUCAAUCMAUGUGAGAACGUUUUCUCUCAAGCAAAGAGUUGGAUUCGAGGAAAUGAUGUUGUGUGGCAAGUGUGUCGUGAUGAUCCAGAGGAAAUGGUGUUUGAAGCCUUCAUGCAAAUCUCUGAUGCAGACAUUAGAAACUAUCUAAGACUUACAGAUUACUUGUAA